GAUCCAAUUCCCGUACCUAGAUCAUGAGAUGAAGUUAUUUAAUCCGCAUAAAUUACCUAGAUCGUCUGGAAUUUUAUCGAUCGCUUGUUAAUGGUGAUGUACGUGAUUGAGCCCCCACUAUCCCCAAAAAAAAUCCCUAAUCUGGUGAGCGACACAAUUACGAGCGCUUGAGUAUAAAUAGUCUACAAAGAAUUUCCUCAGUAUUUGUAUCGGUGGGCUCAAGCGAUCUCAAAUUCAAUCAUGCAGCUCCAAGCAAUAAUUCUUGAAUUCGCUAUUUACGGUAUAUUGUGUUUAAAUUCUGGUGUUGACGCCUCAAUAAACAGUUCAACGCAACAGAAACACCUGCCAUCGCAAAAUAUAAGCAACGGAGAUGAAAUUCUAGGAAUUUCUGGUGGUCAUUACGCGGAAAUAGGACAGUUCCCUUGGAUGGCUAUAGUACAUCAAUUACUUGAAGAGGGUGUCUUCAUGUGCAGUGGAAGCAUCAUAUCGGACCGGUGGGUUCUUACGGCUGGUCAUUGUAUCGUUAGGUCUCCGCAAAUAUUCAUGGUGAUUUUCGGAGAGACUGACAAGAAAAACAUCAGGAGGAGGUAUUAUCGGGGUCCAGGAGUCGCCAUGUGGACGACGAGGGCAGUGCUUCAUCCGCAGUAUGCAGAGUUUUUCAAUGAUAUAGGAUUACUCUAUAUGCCACGGAAGAUUCCUUUUUCAGCCACGAUACAGCCAAUUUAUAUGGCUGGGCCAAGAUUUCAGUAUGUGUCAUUGGCUGGCACCACUGCUGUGAUAGCUGGCUGGGGACAAACAGAAAAUUUUAGGGGUGAAUCAAGACUUUUGAAAUGGGGUCAAUUGCAAAUCAUCAGCAAUUAUUGGUGCUCACAGUUCUUGUCCAUAACGGAGAGUAAUAUAUGCACUGCAGCGAGAACUGAAUCUGAUACGUGUCAGGGAGAUAGUGGAGCUCCUCUUGUGAUUAAUGAUGGAGGAUAUAACAUCGUUGUUGGGAUUGUCAGUUAUGGGGAGACUGAUUGUCCGAGUUCUGCCCCCGGUGUGUUCACACGAAUUUCUUCAUUCACAAAUUGGAUUGCACGGGUCACGAACAUAAUGUAAUAAAAAUUUGAGUUAUCAAAAAGUCGUGAUUUAUUAUUAUUAUGUAUUAUUAGUAUUACAUGAACAGUAUUAUAGUAAUUAAUCAGUCCUGUGGGGAUUUCCUCAGGUUCGCAACAUUGUGUUCAUAGAAAAAUGAAAAUACAAUUUUGAUCAAGCAGAAAAUGAUGCAUUUUAAUUUCUAUAAUGAUGAUUAAAUUGAAAACAUUUUAAGGGGAUUGUGAUGAGAUAAAAUGGCGGGGGUAAAUGACGAGUCUGUUGCACAACUCAUUGCGUUCUAAAUAAAUCCGGUAAUCUCAAUUCGCCCCGGGGUCUCACUUAGCCCUACCCUUUAGAAAUUUUAUUGUCUUCCAUUACUCAUUCGGAAAAAAACUCGUUUGCGUCAGACAGGGCAGAGAGAUAACCGCGGGCAUAAGGAAAUUGCUAAAAAUAUAUGAAAUGUGAAAAACGGGAAAUCCCCGG
This is a messenger RNA of Fopius arisanus, 1557 nucleotides long. RefSeq names its product chymotrypsin-like protease CTRL-1. The transcript is spliced from 3 exons. Gene Ontology annotation, biological process: proteolysis. NCBI's taxonomy places the organism in Eukaryota, Metazoa, Arthropoda, Insecta, Hymenoptera, Braconidae. Gene Ontology annotation, molecular function: serine-type endopeptidase activity. The record is from RefSeq and is a predicted model, not a curated record. The coding region runs from base 241 to 1098 and encodes 285 amino acids.